AUGGAUGAGGCCUAUGUCGCCUUCCUCUUCUUGCUCCACUACCUCGUGGCCCGCGCCGGCGCCGGCGGCAAGGGCAAGGGCUCGCAGCAGCUUCCGCCGAGCCCUCCGGCCAUCCCGUUCCUCGGCCACCUCCACCUUGUCAAGACUCCGUUCCACGCGGCGCUGACCCGCCUCGCGGCGCGCCAUGGCCCUGUGUUCUCCAUGCGCAUGGGGUCCGGCCGCGCCGUGGUCGUGUCCUCGCCGGAGUGCGCCAAGGAGUGCUUCACGGAGCACGACGUGAACUUCGCCAACCGCCCGAUGUUCCCAUCGAUGCGGCUCGUGUCCCUCGACGGCGCCAUGCUCUCCGUGUCCAGCUACGGCCCGUACUGGGGCAACCUCCGCCGUGUCGCCACCAUCCAGCUCCUCUCCGCGCACCGCGUCGCGUGCAUGACCCCCGCCAUCUCCGCGGAGGUGCGCGGCAUGGUGCGGAGGAUGGAGCACGCCGACGCGGCCGCCCCCGGCGGCGCCGCGCGCAUGCAGCUGAAGCGGAGGCUGUUCGAGCUCUCCCUCAGCGUCCUCAUGGAGACCAUCGCGCAGACCAAGACAUCCCGCACCGAGGCCAACGCCGACACGGACAUGUCGCCCGAGGCGCAGGAGUUCAAGCAGAUUAUCGACGAGCUCGUGCCGUACAUGGGAACGGCCAACCGGUGGGACUACCUGCCGGUGUUGCGUUGGUUCGACGUGAGGAACAAGAUCCUCGACGCUGUGAGCAGAAGGGACGCGUUCUUUAGGCGGCUCAUCGACGGGGAGCGGCGGAGGCUGGACGAUGGCAACCAUAGCGAAAAUAAGAGCAUGAUUGCAGUGCUCCUCAGUUUGCAGAAGUCUGAGCCCGAGGUCUACACUGACACUGUGAUCAUAGCUCUGUGCGCGGUGCUCGAGGCAGAGCAAGUACAGGCAACAGAUCAAAAUGAAAAUGAAGCAACAGGUGAAGAGAAUGAGGAUGAAGCACCAACGGGUGGAGAGAACUAA
This is a messenger RNA of Miscanthus lutarioriparius, 1008 nucleotides long. The record is from the annotation of a GenBank genome assembly. Lineage: Eukaryota; Viridiplantae; Streptophyta; Magnoliopsida; Poales; Poaceae.